This is a messenger RNA of Cuscuta campestris, 970 nucleotides long. Lineage: Eukaryota; Viridiplantae; Streptophyta; Magnoliopsida; Solanales; Convolvulaceae. The record is from the annotation of a GenBank genome assembly.
CACACAUGAUAAUCAAUAGAAAAUAUUCAUUCUUCAUGAUAUCAGAGCAUUAAAACAUCUCGGCUCCCUCUCAAACCCUAGCCCUCUCUCGGCCUUCUCUCUCUUUCGGCGAUCUCCCUCUCUCUGCCGUCCCUCCUCUCCUUCUUCGGCAGUCCCCCCUCGCCGGCAACCAUGGCCGAAAAAUCCUCCGUCACCUCCGACGAUAACAACACCAUCAAAUCUCCCCAUCUUGCCUUCACAACAAUAUCAAACAUCAAGCUCCAUAUUCCCGUCCAGCUUAGCAUCUCGGAACCAAACUACAAAAAAUGGAGCCGACUCUUUCGCCUCCUCGUUCUCCGCUUCAAUCUCUUGGGAUACCUUGACGGGACCACCAUCGCCAAAUCGGCUGAUGAUGCAGAAUGGUAUCAAUUCGACGCUCUACUUCAAGGAUGGAUCUUGUCUACCGUCUCCGACGAGGUCUCCGAUCUCAUUCUUGCAAACAGCCCCACCGCCGCUGCUCUAUGGAAAGCCAUCUACAAAUUGUUCCAUGAUAAUAAGCACGCCCGGGCGAUGCAACUGGAGCACCGUUUCCGCACCACCGUCAAAGGGACGAAGACAAUAAAUGAAUAUUGCCAUGCUCUCAAAAACCUAGCCGACUACCUUGAUGACGUCGACGCUCCGGUGACCGAGCACGCUCUUGUACUACAAGUUCUUCAAGGAUUGCCGCACGACAUUCGGGGACAGGUCCACUUUUUUGCAGUACCAAAAUCCGUUCCCGACGUUCUUGGAAGUCCGCUCGGCCCUCCUCCUGGUCGAACCGCCCUCCUCAGCGCCGGCCCGUCAACCGCCCUCCUCAGCUUCAACGGCGGCGGCAGUUCCUCGACGGGCGGCAGUCAGUCACGGCAGGGCAGCAACUCUGGACGAGGCAGUUUUGGCGGCACAAAUCGGGGAAACUCUGGCGGCUAUCGAGGGCGUGGCCGUGGACGUGGAC